Callorhinus ursinus (northern fur seal) is the source of this 3976-nucleotide messenger RNA. RefSeq names its product ETS variant transcription factor 5 (gene ETV5). The record is from RefSeq and is a predicted model, not a curated record. Gene Ontology annotation, biological process: cell differentiation; regulation of transcription by RNA polymerase II. Gene Ontology annotation, cellular component: nucleus. Gene Ontology annotation, molecular function: DNA-binding transcription factor activity, RNA polymerase II-specific; sequence-specific DNA binding. NCBI's taxonomy places the organism in Eukaryota, Metazoa, Chordata, Mammalia, Carnivora, Otariidae.
GAGGAGAGCGGCUGCCUCAGGAGGACCCCUUUCCCCCCAGAAAUUACUCAAUGCUGAAACCUUUCAAAGUGAUAUUCAAGGCAUUGGAAGCACCAUGGAUGGGUUUUAUGAUCAGCAAGUCCCUUUUAUGGUCCCAGGGAAAUCUCGCUCAGAGGAAUGUAGAGGGCGGCCUGUGAUUGACAGAAAGAGGAAGUUUUUGGACACAGAUCUGGCCCAUGAUUCUGAAGAGUUGUUUCAGGAUCUCAGUCAACUUCAAGAGGCUUGGUUAGCUGAAGCACAAGUUCCUGAUGAUGAACAGUUUGUCCCAGAUUUCCAGUCUGAUAACUUGGUGCUUCAUGCCCCACCUCCAACCAAGAUCAAACGGGAGCUGCACAGCCCCUCCUCCGAGCUGUCAUCCUGCAGCCACGAGCAGGCUCUCGGUGCUAACUAUGGAGAAAAGUGCCUCUACAGCUAUUGUGCCUAUGAUAGGAAGCCUCCCUCUGGGUUCAAGCCAUUAACCCCUCCCCCCCCCCCCCCGCCCCCCACCCAUCAGAACUCCCUAUUCCCCCCACCCCAGGCAACUCUGCCCACCUCUGCACACGCCCCUGCAGCUGGCCCGGUCCCAGGUGUGGGCCCCGCCCCCGCCCCUCACUCGCUUCCUGAACCUGGACCACAGCAGCAAACCUUUGCGGUCCCCCGGCCACCACAUCAGCCCCUGCAGAUGCCAAAGAUGAUGCCUGAAAACCAGUAUCCAUCAGAACAGAGAUUUCAGAGACAACUGUCAGAACCCUGCCACCCCUUCCCUCCUCAGUCGGGAGUUCCUGGAGAUAAUCGCCCCAAUUACCACCGGCAAAUGUCAGAACCGAUUGUCCCUGCAGCUCCCCCGCCCCCUCAGGGAUUCAAACAAGAAUACCAUGAUCCACUCUAUGAACAUGGGGUCCCAGGCAUGCCAGGCCCCCCGGCACAUGGGUUCCAGUCACCAAUGGGAAUCAAGCAGGAGCCCCGGGAUUACUGCGUUGAUUCAGAAGUGCCUAACUGCCAGUCGUCCUAUAUCAGAGGGGGGUAUUUCUCCAGCAGCCAUGAAGGUUUUUCAUAUGAAAAAGAUCCCCGGUUGUACUUUGACGACACUUGUGUCGUUCCUGAGAGACUGGAAGGCAAAGUCAAACAAGAGCCCACCAUGUAUCGGGAGGGGCCUCCUUACCAGAGGCGAGGUUCUCUUCAGCUGUGGCAGUUCCUGGUUACCCUGCUUGAUGACCCAGCCAAUGCCCACUUUAUUGCCUGGACGGGCCGUGGCAUGGAAUUUAAGCUGAUAGAACCUGAGGAGGUUGCUCGGCGUUGGGGCAUCCAAAAGAACCGGCCAGCCAUGAACUAUGACAAGCUCAGCCGUUCUCUACGCUAUUACUACGAAAAGGGCAUCAUGCAGAAGGUGGCUGGGGAGCGAUACGUCUAUAAAUUUGUCUGUGACCCAGAUGCCCUUUUCUCCAUGGCCUUCCCUGACAACCAGCGUCCGUUCCUGAAAGCAGAGUCCGAGUGUCACCUCAGCGAGGAGGAUACCCUGCCGCUGACCCACUUUGAAGACAACCCGGCUUACCUCCUGGACAUGGAUCGCUGCAGCAGCCUCCCCUACGCCGAGGGCUUUGCUUACUAAGUUUCUGAGUGGCUGAGCGGCCGAACCCUAGAGCUAGCAGUUCCCAUUCAGGCAAACGAGGGCAGUGGUUUUGUUUGUGUUUUUGGCUGUUCCUAAAGCUUGCCCUUUGAGUAUUAUCUGGAGAACCCAAGCUGUCUCUGGAUUGGCACCCUUAAAGACAGAUACCUUGGCUGGGGAGUGGGAACAGGGCAGGGGCGGAAAAGCCAUCAAAAGGCUGGUGCCUCAGCUCUGAUCCUGACAAGGUUUCUGGGAAGAGAUUGCAAUGGAGCCUCCUUCCCAUGGACAAUAUAUGCAAAGCAAUACCUUGUUCAGGUUAGUGCCCACAAACCAGGGCAAGAGUGUGUGACAAUCUGCAUUGAUCAUGGACUACUAAAUGCCUUUACAUAGAAGGGCUCUGAUUUGCACAAUUUAUUGAAAAAGAAAUGACAAACGCAUAGAACGGUCGGCUAAGAAGCUGGGGAGGCUCAACCCGCAAAGGGUUAAAAGUAGAUCUUAAAAUUCGGAGAGUUCUUCUAGCUCAAGCUGAAAUGUUUUCCCCCUUGGUCUAGAAAGAAGGGGGGAAAGUCAGAACAGCUGUUACCCACUCCAUGGUUCUCAAAUAAUAAACCGUUGCUACUCUUGGGAACCUUCUAGCCAUGUGGUCACCGAGUAGAACAAGCCCCCUUUCUCUUCCCAGUCACACGGCUGUGUGUGGAUGGCUUUCAUUUUAGAAGGAUGAUUUACACUUUUGACAGUAUUUUGUUUUGCUUUGAUUCGGGGGAAUCAUUUUGUUUUGGUGGUUGUUUUGGAAAAACAGUUUAUAAACUGAUUUUUGUAGUUUUGGUAUUUAAAGCAAAAAAAAAAACAAACCUUUUGGUAACUGUGCACUGCGUCCUUAGCAGGGCGGUGCUGACUGAUGAAGACGCUGCAGCUUGAAAGGGGCUUUGCUGGGGGCACCCCCUUAGCCGCGCACAAGCCCACUCUAUUGCCUGCUUUGUGCUUUCUGCACCAGACAGCCUGACGGAACAUUUGCACCUGAGUUGUACAUUUUUGAGGUGUGCAGGGCAGCCCGGACACACCGCUUAGAUUCUAUGUGUAUAGUUCCCCGUGUCCUCUAACACGCCCUCUCUGGAAAGCAUAUGUACAUAAUACGCGUCAUGUCCAUUUGACACCUGGCCACCCGGUGGGAACCCUGGGGGUGUCUCCCCGGGCAUGACCGAUGACAACUUCCAUUUCAUCAGUUUGUUUUCUUUUCUUUUUUUUUUUUUUCUUUAAUCCUUGGACUUUAAACCUUGCAUAUGAUUCAAUAGGGUUUGAGAUGUACGUGUGACACUGACAGGUAAAAAAACAGUGCUAGCAUUUUAGUUUCCCACCACCUUAAAAAAAAAGAAAAAGAAAAAGGUUUACUCCGGUUGCUGUAUGAUAUUGGAAAAGUUUUCCACCACCCAGCUAAAGCGAAGUGCAAGUCGGCCUCAGAGUAGAGGAGAAGUUCCUAGGAAGUGGUAGUGUCUUGCUGCCUGCUCCGCUGAUAGGAUCCCGCGCCCCCCGCGGCACUUAGCGCGCUGAGAAUGACCGCUGGGCUGCGUCCGCGCCACGCAGUGCUGACCCGGUGAGGGGAAGAAACAUGCUUUGAGUUGUUUGCCUCUGACUGGGGCGCGCGCCCGUCUCCGCCAGUCCGCCUUCUGACCAGCAGCAGCACGUUUGCGAAGAGGUUCAUAGGGAGAAGGGGUGCGUUUUAUAGCUAUGAACACAUGAGGUUUUCCUCUAUUGGAAGCUAAUUAGCCCGCCAAGGUGUUAAACCUCUAGCUUGGGCCUUAAUUAGCAUUGUACUCUAAUCAAAGGACUCUUUCCCAACCAUAUUUAUAGCUCUCUAACCUACACAUAGUCUAUAUAUAGAUGCAUAUUUUACCCCCAGCUGGCUAGAGAUUUAUUUGUUGUAAAUGCUGUAUAGGAUUUUGUUUUGUUGGGUUUUUUUUUUGUUGUUGUUGUUGUUGUUUUCUUUCUUAUCCUGGUUUGGGUUUCCUUUUUUUGAUGGAUUUAUGCUGUCUUAGCAAGUAUGAAAAUAACCCUCUGUAGCCUGAGCCCCCCCCCCCCCCGCUGUAACUAUGGGGCCUGUACUGUCGCGGGACACAGGAUGGCGCAUCACUGUUGCAUCCCCAUUAGACUCAUGCACCUCCCGGAUGGUUUUGGUUUUUUAUUUGUUUUGUUUUGUUUUUGCUUCUUUUCCAGAGUGUGGAAAGUCUACAGUGCAGAAAGGCUUUAACCUGCCAGUUGAUUUGAAAUACUUUACCCUGCGCAGGGCCGUAUGCAUCCUGCCAAGCUGCGUUAUAUUCUGUACUGUGUACAAUAAAGAAGUUUGCUUUCAGUUUA